This is a messenger RNA of Gastrolobium bilobum, 651 nucleotides long. Its product is annotated as membrane magnesium transporter-like. Lineage: Eukaryota; Viridiplantae; Streptophyta; Magnoliopsida; Fabales; Fabaceae. The record is from RefSeq and is a predicted model, not a curated record. Gene Ontology annotation, cellular component: early endosome; Golgi apparatus; EMC complex. The transcript has 4 exons. The coding region runs from base 84 to 404 and encodes 106 amino acids.
CUGGUGACUACAGACGCAACCUCAAAUUCUAGGAUCUUUUGCCGUCGAAGACAAAAGACAAAGACAAUCUUCAUUCUAACAAAAUGGGUCUAGGUUUAACUGUUGGAGUUAUCGGGCUUCUGAUUCUAUUUCACGCCGCAUAUUCAACCAUCCGAUAUAGGGGCUUGUUGAAGAUUACAGAGGAAGAAUUUUCAGGAGCACCAUUCAAUGUGGUGAUUGAGCUGUCUCUUGGAUUACUGCUUUGUUUGUGGGCUGCACUCACUGUGCCAGGGAAUUUCUUGUCCAUACACCCAGAUUCUGAAGAGAACAGGAUUGUUUCUUUACCUGCCAACCUAGACUUCAUGAUCUUCAACCACCGAGGCAAGGUCUUUCCUGUGGAAAUGGAUGUGAAGCUGAGACGCUGAAGACUUUUGGAUCAAGUGCCUUCAUCCCUUAUAUGAGGGAUAAAUAUCUAUUCUCUGGAAAAUUAAAGAAUUUGGAUGUGCAUUUGAUAUCACUGUUGGUUGGUGUAAGUUUUUGCAGUUUCCUUUUGUACCUUAUACUUUCUGUACUGGCCACUUGCCCGAGUAAUUUUGACAGGAUAUUAUUACUCGAGUCAUUUAUGAAGUAGCUUGCACUUUAACCAUACUUUCAUAAGUGAUUUGCACUUUA